Messenger RNA from Penicillium soppii, 189 nucleotides. RefSeq lists its product as uncharacterized. The record is from RefSeq and is a predicted model, not a curated record. Lineage: Eukaryota; Fungi; Ascomycota; Eurotiomycetes; Eurotiales; Aspergillaceae. The transcript has a single exon. Bases 1 to 189 code for a protein of 62 amino acids.
AUGCCACUCGUGCAUGGUACAGUAUUCAUUACCACAGUUGUUUUAAUCUGUUCUUCCUUAUCACCAACUUCCAUCAAGGCCGUCAAUAUGGUUUCCUACAAGAUUACAGUCACGGACCCCGAAUCAGAUGGUCAGCAAUAUUUCUUCCAGUGUGCCGACGACGUGCGCAUUCUAGAUGCAGCCGAAUAA